UGCCUUUACUCUCUGAUUCGAUCCAUCUAUUUUCUCUUUUCUUCUUCUUCGUCUUCUUCUUUUGUUUCUCCUUCCCCUCUUCUCUUGUCUUCCCUUCUCUUCUCCUCCUCCUCACUCCCCUCCUCCCUUGUUCCUUGUUUCCUUCGCUGCUUCGAUUUAGAAAGAUGCACAUUUUAGUCCUUGCCUUCUUUCCACUCUCCUUCCGGACGUGCUCGCGGCGUGUCGUUAACUAGGACUUGGUUUUUAUAAAUCAAACAGAUGGUUGGCAGAUGGUCUUUUAGGAUCACCGUCAUGGCGAUAUCAACUGUCAGUUCACGUGCAUAUUCGCCUUCGGAUUCUAUCCAUCCAGAGGGCCUAGCAGGACUUGUUCCUGUCAGCCAUAAUAACGGAUGGCAUGGAUAUGGGCUCUUUAUAUUGUUACCAUUUAACUUCAAUUAAAUCACACCUUGGUAGGUCGAUAUCGUUCGCUACCUGAUUCGUGCCUCUGUUUACAUCAUGCAAUCCUGUCAUAAAAUUUCUGUGCACAUUCAUGCAGCGAUUGAUUGACUCUUUCCCGAUGCCAUUUUUCAUGUCUUGUUACGUACCUGGUUGAGCAGCACUAUGCAACCGCAUAGCUUCAAAGCUUUCCCUUAGCAUCCUGCGUUUUUUCCUUGGAAUGUGGAUUGAUGAUGGGAUAAUAUGGUUUCCUGGCGGAAUCUUUUCAACUUUAUGUGCUAAGUAUAAUGAUAACAUCAGAAAGAAAGAAUUGAAGAAAUCAUGGCCGACCAUACAUUCGUGUGUAUUUGUGUGUGCUUUAAUCUCUAGAUUCAUUACAUAGAUAGAAUAGACCAUGCACCAGCAGCCUCAAAAGUUGUUAAUGUUUCACCUUAAGCUCUUGAUUAUUCAAAGCCACUAAGUUGCCAAAGUUUUCCUUUUUGGCCAAAACCUUGUUUGUCAUGUCAUGCUUGCGGCAGAAUGGAUGUUGUUAAUGGCCUUCUUGCUCCUGGCUUCUAUUCUCGGUUGGUUAUUUACUGUGUUGCUUAAACUAUUUCUAUUUGCAAUCAUUUUGUUUUUCUGGCUGUCAAUAAUGAGGUCCUUCUCAUUUAACCUAUCACAUUUUCUUUGUAUUACGUUUUUGGCAAUCCACUCCCUUGGAUCGCCAAAGGAUAGGUAAUCAUCUCAUUUCAUACAUCAUUAGAUACCUGCCUAUUAUUCGAAGAAUAAUCACAUUACAUUGUUAAGUAGUUUAUUGAGGUGCAUAGAUAUGUCCGGUGUGUGCGAGGCUUGUCCGAAUUCCGAAAUAAUCAGUAACAAAGAAAUGAAUUGAAGUCUUAGUUUUCAGGGUGUCCUCUUGCUUCUCGAUUUGCCUUGGCUAACUGUGUUAGUAAUUCUUGAUUCUUUUGUUGUGAGCCGGAUUGGGCGUUUGCCCAAUUCUUUCCUUGAAAAAAGAAAUGAUUGAAAAUCUGCUGAUUUUAACUAAAUAAGAUAAACAGAGAGAGUGACAGGCAUCGUGGCUUGUGGUGAAGAGUUGGGGGUCUUCUUCUCUUUAUUUUUGAAGCUUUUCUUGGCCCUUGAAUUCCCCAGCAUCUUCUCUCACGAGUACGUUACACAGGCAUAGCUCUGUGACAUUGUUGUUUGUUUUUCCCCUUCUUCGUUUCAAUUAUCAUUGGAUUUCUUUUAUCCAUCCAUCUAUCUAGCUCAAGGGAGGAUUGAUGGGAGACUUUUUAUGAGGGCUUGUGGAAUUUCUCCAUUCAUGAAUGAAUUCCCACUUCCAUCUGACAUUGGGUUUUGUUGAGCACCACUCGUUUGUUGCUCUGCUUGAACCCCAAAAUCAUGGCUCCCUCAGGUGAAGGUUUACUGUGAACUUUUCUGAGCAGAAUCUUCUUUGUUCUGACGAUGAGUACGAGUGAAGCAGGAGAAGCAGUCGAGCAACAUGGAACAGCUUUGGAUGAGGAGAAAAAGAGAGUUAGAUGCAAAUAUUGUGGGAAGGAUAUCCCUGGUUUUAACCGUCUCAAGCACCAUUUGGGUGCUGUGGGGAGUGAUGUGACAGCAUGCACUGAAGUUCCAGCUGAUGUUAAAGCAUGCAUGAGGGAAGCCCUGCUCGAAAAGAAGAAAGAUAGGCUGCUCAAGGAAGUAGGGGAAAUAUAUCAUCCAGAUCUUCCUUUGAAGAGGAACUUAUCUCCUGCUUCUAGUGAAGUGAGACGCUGCCAAUGGAGACCAACCCAACCAUCUGCUUCAGAGAAGGAAAAAAGUGCUGUGGAUGCCUCAGCAGCGGGUUCUUAUGCAAGUAGUUAUCAUCUCAAACCAUCCCAGCCAACUUACUUGGAGAAAGGAAAGAAAGUUGCAGAGCCUUCUUCAGCAGAUGGUGCAAAUGGAGGCAUUGCAUGCAUGAUACAAGAUAGGCAUACAAUUGUUAAGGAAGAAGUGAAGGAUGAAUCAGUAUUGUUUGUUGAAAAGUGUAUUGGUAGUUUCUUUUAUGAGGCCGGUAUUGAUCUUGCUGGGAUUAAGUUACCUUCUUUUCAGAGAAUGAUUGAUGCUGUCCAGGGCUGCGGAACUAGGUUCAAGGUUCCAGCGUAUGACGAACUUCAGGGAUGGAUCCUCCAGCAGAAAGUGAAUGAAGUUCUUGUGCAUGUGGAAGAUGUUAGGCGUUCUUGGGGACGAACUGGGUGUAGCAUCUUGCUAGAUGGUUGGACUGAUCAAAGGGGCAGAAACUUGCUUCGUUUUCUUGUGGAUUGCCCCCAGGGAACAAUAUUUUUAAGAUCCGUGGAUGCGUCAAAUGCUGUUCGAGAUGCUGAUGCAUUUUUUUUGUUGCUUAGUAAAGUAGUUGAUGAGGUUGGUGCCCUGAAUGUAGUUCAGAUUGUUGCUCAUGAUACAUCAUACUACAUGGAGGCUGUAGGCAAGAAACUAGUAGAAAAGUAUCGGUCUAUAUUCUGGACAUUAUCUGCGGAUCAUUGCAUAAAUAUGAUUUUGGAGAAAAUAGGCAUGAUGGAUCAUGUGAAGAAGGUACUUAUGGAUGCUAAGACCAUCACAAGGUUCAUUUACAGUCAUGCAGUGCCUCUAGAACUGAUGAGAAAGCACAUUCAUGGGAGAGAUCUUGUCAAAUCAUCAGAUUUGAAGUCAGUAGCAUCCUUUAUUACAUUGAAAAACAUGAUGUCUGAGAGAGAAAAUUUAGUUAAUAUGUUUAGUUCGCUGACGUGGUAUGCCUCAAUUUGGGCUUCUAGAACUACGGGCAGACUAAUAGCUGAAUUGGUAAAAGAUCCCUUGUUUUGGGCUGCUGCCGUUGAUAUAUUAAAAAUCACAGAUCCUCUACUUUGUGUCUUGCAUCAGAUCCACCGAAAUGAUGAAGCUCCAAUUGGAUUUAUAUAUGAUGCCAUGGAUCGAGCAAAGGAAGCAAUAAGAAUGAAUCUAGGUGGUGAUGAAGCAAGAUAUUUGCCUUUUUGGUAUCAAAUAGAUAGCAUAUGGGAUGGUUAUCUUCAUAGCCCUGUUCAUUCUGCUGCUUACUUUCUAAAUCCAAAGCUUUUUUAUUCGAGCGAUUUCUUUGUGGAUGCCGAAGUUACUAAUGGACUUCUGCACUGCAUUGUCCGUUUAGUGGAGGACCAGCAUGACCAAGAGCUGGUAGUUCUGCAGCUUGAUGCAUAUAGAGCAGCUUCCGGUGGAUUUGCCGAAGAUACCGCAAUUGACCAAAGAGUAAAAAUUCCACCAGCUUUGUGGUGGUCUCUGUAUGGAGGACAAAGUCCUGAAUUACAAAAACUUGCCAUUAGAAUCCUAAGCCAGACUUGUAGUGGCUCUGCAAAAUACAAGCUUCGAAAAGCCUUAUCCGAGCAGUUGCAUGCAGAGAGAAGGAAUUGUAUCGAGCAACAGAGGUUCCGUGAUUUGGAGUUCGUUCAUAAUAAUCAUCAUCUAUGGCAUUCUCCAUCCAGCAGGGAGCAAUGGAGCUAUAUUUGCCAAGAGGAGCUUAACCCGUCAGAUGAAUGGGUAGUAGAGGGCAACUAACUCCAAACCUGCAUUAACAUCUUUAUCUUUAUCUCCAUCUUUUUGCUGUGCCGUAUGUUGUUACCCAAGUUUACCUAUCCCAGCUUCGGCCUAUGCAUCCCGCAAUCAAAACAUUAGAUGGGCCGUUCUGUGAAAUUGUCGGAUAUUACCUGUCUGAUUCGUCAGGUAAUAUUUGUAUGAUCUUGGCUUCGAGGGUGUGGGUGAAAAGAAACAGUCUUCGAUGUUUA
This is a messenger RNA of Phoenix dactylifera (date palm), 4199 nucleotides long. RefSeq lists its product as uncharacterized. The record is from RefSeq and is a predicted model, not a curated record. NCBI's taxonomy places the organism in Eukaryota, Viridiplantae, Streptophyta, Magnoliopsida, Arecales, Arecaceae. Gene Ontology annotation, molecular function: protein dimerization activity.